AUGGUACAGGCAUCUUGGCUCUGGAGAAAGCUGCGUGGCAAGAGGCGGUUGGUGAUGGCAUUCUGCCUCUUAAUGGCUCUGUCUGUGGUGGCUGUCACCCGCUUCCCUCCACAGUACCCAGCCGCCAGCCCACACCCUGGUCCCGUGGAGCCCCAGCAGGUAACUGCUGCCCCUGUCCCCCAGAGCAGACAGGCUCUGAGCUCCAGCUGGAGGCAGCGGGCAAGAAACCUGAGGUUCCGGAGAGGCUGGGCCUUGCCUGGGAGCUCCAUCCUGGUGUGUGCUGAGGAGCAAGGCCACGGAGGGAGCGUGGACAGCAGCAGGCAGUCCCCAGGCGUGGACAGCAGGCGUCCAGGGAGGGUUAAGAGGGGCAUUACUUUGGCACCUCCAGGAGAUUUGAGACUCAGUACCCGGCAUCUGGUGCUCCUGAGAGAGGAUGAGGUCAGGGGUCCAGGAGCCAAAGACCUGGACCUCCCCUGGCACAGUGGUCCCCUCUGGGAGGCACAGAGAGAGACAGGCACCCCAGAUGGCCCCCUCGCAGGGCACAACAUGGCAGCAUUACAGACUUGGAGAACUGCUGGACCGACCCUCUGGCCUCAUUCAGCAGAAGGCGGGGAUCUGCCAGGAGUGAGGAACAGAGCCUUGACUGGUGGACGACAAGCAGGGGGUCCCUCCCCGGCCACGGUGUCUCAUCAGUGGCCUGGCUCUGUUGGGGAGCUGCAAGGAUCUGUGUGGUGUGACGCUGAGACCCCCAGGCCGUCGAGUGGCUUGAGAACCAGUGAACAGGUGCCCCCGUGGUUCACAGAGCAGGAUGUGCAGACCCUCCAGCUGCUGGCGCAGGGGCAGGUGGUGGGCAAAGCCAGGGUCCCUGGCCACGGGCAGGUGCUGCAGGUUGGCUUCUCCGCCAAGGGUGCCCUUCAGGACCUGUCUCUGGGGCUCAGCCACCUCUGCUCCCAGGGGCUCUGUGGCCUGAUCAAGAGGCCUGGGGACCUGUCUGAGGUCCUGUCCUUCCACGUGGACCGUGUGCUGGGGCUGCGCCGGAGCCUACCUGCCGUGGCCAGGCGCUUCCACAGCCCCCUGCUGCCCUACCGCUACACGGACGGUGGCGCAAGGCCCGUCAUCUGGUGGGCACCCGACGUGCAGCACCUGGGUGACCCAGAUGACGACCAGAACUCGCUGGCCUUGGGCUGGCUGCAGUACCAGGCCCUGUUGGCACGUGACUGCAGUCAGCUGGGCCAGGCCCCAUGCCUGGGCAUCCACCGCGCCGAGUGGGCACGCCUGGCACUCUUCGACUUCCUGCUGCAGGUCCAUGACCGCCUGGAUCGCUACUGCUGUGGCUUCGAGCCCGAGCCCUCGGACCCCUGUGUGGAAGAGAGGCUCCGAGAGAAAUGCCGGAACCCGGGGGAGCUGCGGCUGGUCCACAUCUUGGUCCGGAGCAGUGAUCUCUCUCGUCUGGUCUACAUCGAUAACGCUGGCAACCUUCAGCACCCGGAACACAAGCUGAAUUUCCGGCUGCUGGAGGGCAUCAACGGGUUUCCUGAGUCUGUCGUGAAGGUUCUCGCAUCAGGGUGUCUACAGAAUAUGCUGCUCAAGUCGCUGCAGACAGACCCGGUGUUCUGGGAAAGCCAAGGCGGGCAACAGGGCCUACAGCAGGUCCUGCAGACCCUGGAGCGGCGAGGACAGGUCCUGCUGAACCACAUCCAGAUGCACAACCUGACACUCUUCAGGGACGAGGGCCCAUAAGCCCCCCACGGUCUGGGCGGGACUCUCACCUCACUGCAGGGGUAAGAAGGGGGGGCAUCUCACGACAUGACCUGAGUGGAUAAGUGCGCAUCCUCACGGCCACAUUUUCCUGGGUUUACCCAUCUUGAAGACAAAAGAGAAAAGCCAGAAAUCAGGAGGGCACCAUGGAUUCCACAGAACGUGUCAUCUGCUUGAGAUGGUGGAGGAGGUGGUGGGUGUUGGGUUUUCAGU
Messenger RNA from Mesoplodon densirostris (Blainville's beaked whale), 1971 nucleotides. RefSeq names its product golgi associated kinase 1A (gene GASK1A). The record is from RefSeq and is a predicted model, not a curated record. Lineage: Eukaryota; Metazoa; Chordata; Mammalia; Artiodactyla; Ziphiidae. Gene Ontology annotation, cellular component: Golgi apparatus. The coding region runs from base 1 to 1740 and encodes 579 amino acids. The transcript has 5 exons.